UUGGAGCUCGGUGGCCCGAAGGCAGUUUCUGGCUGGAGGUUAUGGUCGGCGCCGCCUUCAUUCCAUGGCUGCCGUUAUCCACUACUCCGCCGCCGGCGUGCCCACCGACACCUGUCUUCAAUCCAAUUUCUAUCCUCCUCAGGCUCCACGCUUUCCCCAGCUCCGACACUGUCCAUCGAAACCUCAACCACAACCAGGAGUAUGUUCUCUUUCUGCAUCUCGAACACUGCUUUCUCUCCCUAAAUCCAAUCCGCAGCUCGUCCCAUACUCUGCAACCUCCGCCACCCAAUUCCUCCCCAACCUACACCCAUCUGCUUCCAGCCCACCUCCCCUGAAAAGCCAUGAACCAGCUGCAAACGACUACUUCAGUUGGCUUCGGCUUUCAGUUCGUUACAGUGACGUUGAACUCGCCAAAGCGGUCCAUGCCUCCAUUCUCAAGCUUGAAGAAGAUACCCAAUUGUCUAACGCUCUAAUUGUUGCGUACCUCAAGCUCGGUCUCAUGGCUUAUGCUCAGGGAGUUUUGUUGAGCCUUUCGUGCCCGGACGUGGUGUCGUAUACUUCAGUUAUAUCGGGUUUCGCCAAGUCCAGUCGCGAAGCUGAAGCCGUGGAGUUUUUCUUUGAAAUGAGGGGAUCAGGAAUUGAGCCUAAUGAAUUUAGCUUUGUUGCCAUAUUGACUGCUUGCAUUCGUCUUGCGGAUUUAGAUUUGGGGUUUCAAGUUCACUCACUGGCGAUUAAAAUGGGUUAUACGGAGUACACUUUUGUUUGCAAUGCGCUCAUGGGACUGUACGGCAAAUGUGGGUGUUUGGAUUUUGUCCUUAAUUUGUUUGAUGAAAUGCCUCAACGAGACAUUGCUUCCUGGAAUACUGUGUUGGCAUGUUUGGUGAAAGACUUGAGGUAUGAUAGAGCUUUUGAAUAUUUUCGAGAUAUGCAAAGAUGCCUGGGGUUCAGAGUUGACCAAUUUACACUUUCAACCCUUCUGUCUGCCUCUUCUGGUGGUUUGGCUUGGAUGGGAGGCCGAGAAAUUCACGCUCACUUGCUCAGAAUUGGUUUUGAGUGCAAUUUGAGUGUAAAUAAUGCGCUUAUUGGGUUCUACACGAGGUGUGGGAGUGCAAAAGAUGUGGUUACUUUGUUUGAGAGAAUGCCUGUUAAAGACAUAUUUACUUGGACUGAAAUGAUUACGGCAUACAUGGAAUUUGGAGCUGUUGAUUUGGCUGUAGAGACUUUUGAUAAGAUGCCAGAGAAAAAUUGUGUUUCCUACAAUGCUUUGAUGGCCGGAUAUUGUCAAAAUGGCAGAGGGUCAAGAGCUUUGAGGUUAUUUGUUGAAAUGGUAGAGGAGGGUGUUGACUUGAAUGAGGCCACUUUGACUAGUGUCAUUAAUGCUUGUGGGUUGUUAAUGGAAGCGAUGACUAGUGAACAGAUUCACGGGUUUGUUCUCAAGUUUGGUUUUCGGUUGAAUAGUUAUGUCGAAACAGCAUUGCUUGAUAUGUAUACAAGGUGUGGAAGGAUGGAUGAAGCAGAGAAGAUGUUCAUUCAAGUGCCGAGCAACAAGAAUAGUCCAAUAGCGUUGACAUCAAUGAUUUGUGCGUAUUCUCGAAAUGGCCAACCAGAAGAGGCAAUUUCUCUGUUCUGCCAAAGGCUGUCAGGAGACAUGAUUGUUGAUGAAGUUGCAUUAGCUUCAGUUCUUGGUGUCUCUGGAACAUUGGGCUUAUGCAUGAUCGGGAAACAAAUCCAUUGCCACGCUCUUAAGCUUGGUUUUUGCUUUGAUAUCGGGUUGGCAAAUGCCACAAUGAGCAUGUAUUACAAGUGUGGGAACAUGGAAGAUGCAUUUAAAGUUUUCAGCAAUAUGUCAACUCAUGAUACAGUUUCAUGGAACAGUUUGAUUGCUGGCUAUGUCCUUCACAGGCAGGGUGAUAAGGCCUUACAUGUAUGGUCGGAGAUGGAAAAGGCUGGUCUACUGCCAGAUGCAGUCACAUUUCUCCUGGUUAUUUCAGCUUAUAGGCAUACCAACUCAAACUUAGUCGAUGACUGCCGAAAAUUGUUUCUGUCGAUGGAAACCAUAUAUGGCAUUCAACCCACUGCAGAACAUUAUGCGUCCUUGAUUGGUGUUUUUGGUUACUGGGGUCUAUUUGAGGAAGCAGAGGAACUAAUUGGUAAGAUGCCUUUUGAGCCAGAGGCCUCUGUUUGGAGGGCAUUGCUUGAUACUUGUAGAAUCCGCUUGAAUACAAAGCUAGGGAAAUUGGCUGCACAGCAAAUACUUGCUUUAGAGCCACAAGAUCCAUCGACAUACAUACUCAUCUCGAAUCUAUAUUCUGCAUCUGGGAGAUGGCAUUGCUCUGAGACAGUAAGAGAGGAGAUGAGGCAGAAGGGGCUCCAGAAACUCCCCGGUCGAAGUUGGAUUAUUCAUCAAAGCAAGGUUCAUUCUUUCUAUGCAAGGGAUAAAUCUCAUUGUCAAUCCAAAGACAUUUAUAGAGGAUUAGAAAUACUAAUAUUAGAAAGUAUGAAGGCUGGGUAUGUCCCCGACACGAGCUUUGUGCUUCAAGAGGUAGAAGAACAUCAAAAGAAGGAAUUUUUGUUCUACCACAGCGCAAAACUAGCAAUUACCUAUGGGCUUCUAACGACCAAGCCAGGAAAACCGAUUCGGAUUAUGAAGAACAUCCUUCUCUGUGGGGACUGCCAUACAUUUUUGAAGUACGUUUCAGUCGUUACCAAGAGGGAGAUUCAUGUUAGGGAUAGUUCAGGUUUUCAUCGAGUCUUGAAUGGUCAGUGCUCGUGCAAAGAUUACUGGUGAUAGGCCUAAACUGGCAAAAUCAGCCCUUUCUGUGUUUGGAAAAUACUUUCGUUCUCAUUCUCAAGUCACUAACAAGACUCGAGCUUUUUCUAAUACAUGUGUACCUAGUUGUAUAACUCUUCACAGGAAAUAUAUAUAUAUAAUAAAGUUCCAUUUGUUCAA
Messenger RNA from Diospyros lotus (date-plum), 2950 nucleotides. Its product is annotated as pentatricopeptide repeat-containing protein At5g03800. Lineage: Eukaryota; Viridiplantae; Streptophyta; Magnoliopsida; Ericales; Ebenaceae. The transcript has a single exon. Gene Ontology annotation, biological process: RNA modification. The record is from RefSeq and is a predicted model, not a curated record. Gene Ontology annotation, molecular function: RNA binding; zinc ion binding; protein binding. Bases 65 to 2788 code for a protein of 907 amino acids.